This is a messenger RNA of Capsicum annuum, 1454 nucleotides long. Its product is annotated as probable pectinesterase 67. The transcript has 5 exons. The record is from RefSeq and is a predicted model, not a curated record. Gene Ontology annotation, molecular function: pectinesterase activity. Gene Ontology annotation, biological process: cell wall modification. The coding region runs from base 46 to 1068 and encodes 340 amino acids. Lineage: Eukaryota; Viridiplantae; Streptophyta; Magnoliopsida; Solanales; Solanaceae.
ACAAUUAUUAAAUAUUUCUUUAUCUUCUUUUCAAAACUCUUCAAGAUGAAUAUUAAUGUUACAUUAUUUUGGGUUAUUGUUAUAUAUGUAAUUUUCUUGGAUUUUGUUAAUGGUUUAUCUGUGAGAAAUGUUAUUGAUUCUCCUUUAUUAACAGAGAAAAUUGGUACUAAUCACACAAUUAUAGUGGAUUUAAAUGGACAUGGGAAUUUUAAAUCUGUUCAAGCUGCAAUUAAUUCAAUUCCAGAUGGAAAUUCAAAUUGGAUCAUUAUCCAUGUUAGAAAAGGGAUUUACAGAGAAAAAGUGUAUGUACCACCAAAGAAGUCUUACAUUUUCAUGAGAGGCAAUGGAAAAGGAAGAACAUCAAUUGUAUGGUCAGAAAGUUCCAUUGAUAACACAAAAUCUGCUACUUUCAAAGUUGAAGCUCCUAAUUUUAUUGCCUUUGGCAUUAGCUUCAAGAAUCAAGCAUUUAAUGGUGUAACAUCAACCUCACAAAACCAAACAUCAGUAGCAGCAUUGGUUGGAGCAGACAAAGUUGCAUUUUAUCAUUGUUCAUUUUUGAGUACACACAACACACUUUUUGACAAAAAAGGAAGACAUUAUUAUGAAGAUUGUUACAUUCAAGGUUCAAUUGACUUCAUAUUUGGAAGUGGUCAAUCUUUAUUUCAAAAUUGUGAGAUAUUUGUAGUUGCAGAUAGAAGAGUUGAUAUACGUGGUUCAGUGACAGCACAAAGUAGAUUUAGGGACAAAGAAAAUAGUGGAUUUGUGUUUGUUGAAGGGAAAGUGUAUGGUGUUGGGGGUGUAUAUUUGGGAAGAGCUAUAGGGUCUUAUUCAAGAGUUAUUUUUGCAAAAACUUAUUUCUCCAAGACAAUUGUACCUCAAGGAUGGACUAAUUGGAGCUCUCCAGGGUCAACAAGGAAUUUAUAUCAUGGUGAGUACAAGUGUAGUGGACCAGGGUCGGCCAAUAAUGGUAGAGCUUCAUGGUCAAAGCAACUCAAUGACAAAGAAGCCAUGUCAUUCACCUCCAUUGAAUUUAUCCAAGGCAAACAAUGGCUUCCUGCAUGGAUUUAAUUUAAUUUAAUUUAUUAUUAUUUGAAGUUAAUAUAUAUGUAGAAGAUUAAUUAAAACUAGAGGCGGAGUCGGAAUUUAAAGACUGAGGCAGGAAAAGGCCUCGGCAUUGAUCCUUCUACCACUAGGCGCAGUAUGGUACUGUAGCUCCGCCCCUGAUUAGAACUAUAGUACUAGUCAUGAGCCAGGGGUCUAUCAUAGACAAUAUUUCUCUCUUGCCUCUGAGAUAGAGGUAUGAACUACGUACAUUCUACACUGUACGUUGUUGUAAUUAGAAGUAUAUUAGUAAUUAUUAGCCAUGAAGUGCAUCUCUUAAUUGUAUUUUAUGAUGCCUCUGGCUAAACAUUUUUGCCUAUUGAAAUUGUUAAUAAUAAGUAUUUGUUGUAUAA